Anisakis simplex (herring worm) is the source of this 1257-nucleotide messenger RNA. NCBI's taxonomy places the organism in Eukaryota, Metazoa, Nematoda, Chromadorea, Rhabditida, Anisakidae. The record is from the annotation of a GenBank genome assembly.
AUGGGUAAGGAAUCAAGAGCGAUUGUGGUACCGAAGAGCAGCGGUUAUGAGACAAUUGAAACGAACUGUCCUAUAAUUGAACCACCGGCUGCCUUAAGUGCAGUCAAACACAGCACUCUUCGUGAGAUAUUGAUCAGUUCAAUAGUAAUGCUGUGUGUCGCGUUUUCGUGGGCAUUCAGUACUCAAUUCAGUAAAUCGGCCUUAAAUCUUAACAAAUCACAUUUCUAUGCACCACUCGUUAUGGUUUGGUUCAGCACUAACUUCAUGUCAACUUGUUAUCCUGUUUACAUGGUUUACGUUGUGAUCAGUAAGGGUCUGAAAUCAGACGCGAUUCAAGCAGCGCAUGACGAAGCAAGCAAAGUAUAUGGCCGUCAAGGACUUACAUUCACGUCUUACGUUCUAAGAACAUCGCUGUUUUUAUUCUUCUGGACCGGUGCAAAUUAUUCGUAUUCACAGUCGCUGGGUAACAUCUCAGCGAGUGCGACAGCAACAAUUAUGAGCAGUAAUGCGGCAAUGGUUUGCGUAUUGGGUUGGAUUAUCCUUCGCGAUAAAUUUGUUCCAUUUCGGGGCACAGCUCUAAAUUUACAGUUGAUAUCCAUUGCGGCCGCAGUCGCAGGAGUUAUGACGAUAUCGAUGGAUAAAGAGUUCGUUGCGAACGCCACUGGCAUAUGUCUGGCCAUAUUAUCUGCGAUUAUGGCCGCUUUUUACAAGGUAUUUUUUAAACGAGUGAUUGGUGAUGCAACACUCGGUCAAGUAUCGAUGUUUAUGUCGGGUCUUGGCCUGAUGAACAUGUUCGUUAAUAUCAUACCGGUUCUUGCUCUUACACUUACUGCUACUGAAACUCUUCAGUGGAAUAUGGUGCCAUGGUUGCCGAUUAUUGGAGCAGCACUGCUCAACCUUAUGUUCAAUUUCUUGACGAAUUUUGGCAUUGCUUUGUUGCAUCCGUUGGUAAUCUCAAUUGGUAUGCUUUUCGGUAUACCCAUCAGUGCAGCAAUCGACGUCCUGUUCCGUGGUAUGCGGGUAACGCAAUUCUUCUUGAUUGGCUCCUGCUUGAUACUACUGUCAUGCGUAGUUAUCGCAAUACCACCAUAUCUGUUCAAUGCGUGCAUGAACAAGCUUCAUUGCAAGAAGAGAACCAAUAAAACGUCGCCCGAAGAUGAUAUCAGAACCUCUCCAAAGCAAGAACCUAUUAAAAAACCUCCUUCAACGGAGAUUAUCGAAGUGUCGUCUGAAGAAGGGAAUAUUCAACGUUACUGA